AUGAGCCGCGCCGGGAGCUGGGACAUGGACGGGCUGCGGGCGGACGGUGGGGCCGCCGGGGCGGCCCCGGCCUCCUCCUCCUCCUCCUCUUCCGUGGCGGCAGCGGCGCCGGGCCAGUGUCGCGGCUUCCUCUCGGCGCCAGUGUUCGCCGGGACACACUCCGGACGCGCAGCGGCGGCGGCGGCGGCGGCGGCAGCGGCGGCGGCUGCAGCGGCGGCGGCCUCGGGCUUCGCGUACCCGGGGACCUCUGAGCGCGCGGGUUCCACCUCGUCGUCGUCAUCUUCAGCUGUGGUCGCGGCGCGGCCGGAGGCUUCCUCCGCCAAAGAGUGCCCGGCGCCCGGCGCGGCCGCUGCAGCGCCCCCGGGCGCCCCGGCCCUGGGCUACGGCUACCACUUUGGUAACGGCUACUAUAGCUGCCGCAUGUCGCACGGCGUGGGCUUACAGCAGAAUGCUCUCAAGUCGUCGCCGCACGCCUCGCUGGGAGGCUUCCCGGUGGAGAAGUACAUGGACGUGUCGGGCCUGGCAAGCAGCAGCGUACCGGCCAACGAGGUGCCCGCGCGAGCCAAGGAGGUGUCCUUCUACCAGGGCUACACGAGCCCCUACCAGCAUGUGCCCGGCUACAUCGACAUGGUGUCUACCUUCGGCUCCGGGGAGCCUCGGCACGAGGCGUACAUCUCCAUGGAGGGCUACCAGUCCUGGACGCUGGCCAACGGGUGGAACAGCCAGGUGUACUGCGCCAAGGACCAGCCACAGGGCUCCCACUUUUGGAAAUCAUCCUUCCCAGGGGAUGUGGCUCUAAAUCAGCCAGACAUGUGUGUCUACCGUCGGGGCAGGAAGAAGAGGGUGCCCUACACCAAACUGCAGCUCAAAGAACUGGAGAACGAGUAUGCCAUUAACAAGUUCAUUAACAAGGACAAGCGGCGGCGGAUCUCGGCUGCCACGAACCUAUCCGAGAGACAAGUGACCAUUUGGUUUCAGAACCGAAGAGUGAAAGACAAGAAAAUCGUCUCCAAGCUCAAAGAUACUGUCUCCUGAUGUGGGCCAGAUUGGCCACAGAGAGUUUAAAUGCUUCCACUUGCCUCCAAAAGACCUUUGGAAAGACUUGAAUAUGUAUUUAAUUCCCCCAUUCCCCUGCCAGUAAUGGCAAAUUUUGUGAAUUGUUUUUCUCUCUUCCCCUUAUCUGGCUCUAAAACCUCUU
This is a messenger RNA of Kogia breviceps (pygmy sperm whale), 1198 nucleotides long. It is a transcript of the gene HOXD13, whose product is annotated as homeobox D13. Lineage: Eukaryota; Metazoa; Chordata; Mammalia; Artiodactyla; Physeteridae. The record is from RefSeq and is a predicted model, not a curated record. Gene Ontology annotation, molecular function: RNA polymerase II cis-regulatory region sequence-specific DNA binding; DNA-binding transcription factor activity, RNA polymerase II-specific. Gene Ontology annotation, biological process: regulation of transcription by RNA polymerase II.